GACUACGGCCCCUUUGGCUUCGUCGAGCAGUACGAGCCGCUCUGGUCGCCCUUCACCUCGGACGCAGAGCGAAAGUUCGGGUUCGAGCGACAGCCCGUCGCAGCGCAGGCGGUGGUGGAGGACGAGUACCCGCAGCUGCUGCGCGCGGAGCUGGGCGCCAUGCACGCCGCCAAGCUCGGCCUGGCUACUUGGGACCAGGCCAGCCGCCGCCGAGCCGCUCGCUCGCGCGCGCUUGCCGAGGCGAUGGCCGAGCGCGAGGGCGAGUGGGCGGCGUGGCUGAAGGCGUACGCCUCGCGCAUCGCCGCGGAGGGUGCGGCACGCCCGAUAGCAAGCCCUAUAGGGACUGACAAGGGACGGCAGCCCGAAAGGAGCUGGAGAGUAGAGCAGCCCGAGUAG
This is a messenger RNA of Emiliania huxleyi CCMP1516, 396 nucleotides long. RefSeq lists its product as hypothetical. The annotation marks the transcript as partial. The transcript is spliced from 3 exons. The record is from RefSeq and is a predicted model, not a curated record. Lineage: Eukaryota; Haptophyta; Isochrysidales; Noelaerhabdaceae.